AUGAUCCCCCAGCUUCUGGAUGUACUCAUUAUUGGCGGCGGCCCUGCUGGGCUCGCAGUAGCUACGGGCCUCGCACGACAGUUAUACACUGCGAUUGUAUUCGAUAAUGCCAUCUAUCGCAAUGAGCGGGCUACCCAUAUGCAUAAUUACCUCGGCUGGGAUCAUACGCCCCCCAGCGUCUUCCGUGCUAAAGCCAGGGAGGAUAUACUGGCAAGAUACCAGACUAUCCAAUUUGAGAAGACAGAUAUUGUGAGAGCCAGAAGAAAUGAAAAGGGGCAUUUUGAACUAGAGGAUGCUCAGGGAUGUUCUUGGACUGGAGGAAAGCUUGUCAUAGCUACUGGUUCUAAGGACUCAUAUCCUGACAUCCCGGGAUAUCAAGACUGUUGGGCAUACGGCAUAUACGCAUGCCUGUUUUGUGAAGGCUAUGAAGACCGCAAUGUCCAAUCCCCUGGGGUCUUGGCUAUGAAUCACACCGCAAAUCUUUCCGUAGCCCUGCACAUGUCACGGAUGGCUCAUCGCUUAAGUGCUCAUGUCACAAUUUAUACCAAUGGAUCUGAGGACCUAGCCAUCACCUUAAGAUCACUCUUAGAGACCGAUAAGGAUGCCAAGGAAGGGCGUGUUCAUGUCGAUAGCCGGCAGAUUGUGCAGCUGAAUCGAGGGAAAGAGCGGAGCUCAGAGGUUAUCAUUACUUUUGCAGAUGGCGAGAUAGCCAGUGAGGGCUUCAUAGUACACCAACCGAUGAACCAGAUUAAUGGGCCUUUUGCUCAGCAGCUGGGAUUAGAGCUUACUCCUUCAGGGGAUAUAAAAACAUCCCAGCCCUUUGGAGAGGCGAGCAUGCCAGGAGUGUUUGCAGUAGGAGAUUGCGCCACGCAAAUGAAGGCAGUUUCUCAAGCUGCAGCUAUGGGUGCUCUGGCGGCUGGUGGCCUAUCUUUCCAGUUGGGAGCCGAAUUGGCCACAAUUGGAAAUUAA
Trichoderma virens Gv29-8 is the source of this 969-nucleotide messenger RNA. RefSeq lists its product as uncharacterized. The record is from RefSeq and is a predicted model, not a curated record. NCBI's taxonomy places the organism in Eukaryota, Fungi, Ascomycota, Sordariomycetes, Hypocreales, Hypocreaceae. Bases 1 to 969 code for a protein of 322 amino acids. Gene Ontology annotation, molecular function: oxidoreductase activity. The transcript has 3 exons.